Plasmodium inui San Antonio 1 is the source of this 4929-nucleotide messenger RNA. RefSeq lists its product as hypothetical. NCBI's taxonomy places the organism in Eukaryota, Apicomplexa, Aconoidasida, Haemosporida, Plasmodiidae. The record is from RefSeq and is a predicted model, not a curated record. Gene Ontology annotation, biological process: tRNA methylation. The transcript has a single exon. Gene Ontology annotation, cellular component: cytoplasm. Gene Ontology annotation, molecular function: tRNA methyltransferase activity; protein binding. The coding region runs from base 1 to 4929 and encodes 1642 amino acids.
AUGGAGGCCUUUCUGAGGAGGAAGAAAGAAGCAAAAAGGCUGGUCGACAUGAACGGGGAGCUCCCCAGGUACGCCUAUAUUUACGAUAAUUGCCAAAAGGACGUGUGCAACAUUUAUAUGAAUAUAUACAAGAAGUGUAAAGAAGGAGUUGCGGCGAAGGGGGAAGAUGUUUUUGGAGACAACCCCAGAGAGAUGGAAGAAACGGUUAAACGCUUCGUGGAGGAAAAGAACAUUAAUGAUGAUGGAAGGGACAAGUCCAUUAAGAAAAGCAUCGAUUUGCUAAUUUCUCCGUGUAUUUACGAGAUAAAUAGAAGCCCCAAUUAUUUCACCAGCUCGUGCUGCUCGGGGAGGAUAGUCGUCUUUGGCGAAGCGAGCGAGGAGGACCAGGAAGGCGAAGUAGGACAAGGGGGCGACGUGAAAGACACUGCCAAUGGUAGGACAAAACGGACCUUCGAAGAAGACGCGUUCGUUUCGUACUUAAAGAGGAGUUACCAUGGGGGGUUGCCAGCUGAUCCACCUGUGAGAGGUUGCUACUCAGAUCAUCAGUCCGACUCUACUGUGCAGGAAAGGAGCGCCCCCCCCGAGAAGACGAAAAGAAAACACAGAAAAAAUGUGAAGAUAUAUUACUCCAGCCAUAUGCAUCAGAAUCUGAGAGAAGCCUCCAAGUUGGUGAAGCGUAUUUUAACGGAGUGCUUAGGUGGUGCGACAACUCCCCCGCCUGUGAGUACGGAAAGGGAGGAAAACUCCGGGGGGGUAGCUACCCAGUGGAGCGCACCAAGUAGGAGAAGGAAGAAAGUAGCUCGACGGAAUAAUCCCGGAGAAGCGCUAAUCUGGACAGAUGAUGAAGACCUCACCAUAGUGACCCCAAAAAAGACCACAAGGAUCUUCUUUAAAUUUGAACCGUUCAUUAUUCACGUUAAGUGUGUCAACCUGGAGAGUGCACUGAGGUUGCUGAAAAUGGGACAGAUGGCUGGACUGAAGCAGAGCGGACUUCUGAACUUUAACCGUUACGUUACUGUUGCGAUUAGGGGAUCUAUGCGACUUGAGCAUUAUGUGGAGGAUCCGCUUUCACUGGAGGAGGACUCCAUAGCGAAGCUGCUUCACGUGUGCAAUGGAAAGAUGGACCACAAUCUGAGGCAGCUUGUGGGGUUUUACCACUGCUAUAGGGAGAGUACGUUGGGGGGGGAUUCCAAGUGGCAUCCCCUCCAGUUGUACCAGGUGCAAUGUCCGCAGUGUCUGAAGUGUGAGAAACGUUCACAGUGCGCGCAGGUGUGCCCUUGUGAUGGCGAUCAACGGGUAAGACUUCCCCUUCAGGGAACCAUCAAAAAGGACCUUCCCUGGUCAGGCCAAAGUGAAGGAAAAGGAAGCCCCACUACUCUGCCUAACACGCAGUGGGAGAAAAACCCAGCGAUGAAAGAAAAAAAAAAAAAAAAGGAAGAAAAAGAAAAAGGAGAAAUAAAUUUGAAAAAAUACAACAUGGAACUGUCGAGCGAGGGACACAUAGGGACUGGUACUUCCCCAAUGGGGGGGGACUCCUCACUGCAGUGGAAGCUCCUUUCCAGUGAGGGCGACCUGGACAAGUUCUUCGUUUGGGGGCAUGAUAUGUUUAUAGAGGAGGGGAAGAUUUACCUGUUCGGUGGGUUUGCUAAGGGAGUCAGGAGUCGUGAGUUGAAAAUAUUCGACGUGAGGAGGAAGAGCCUUAAGACUUACCAGACGCCGUUGCCCUCGCUGUCGUACCAUUGCUUCUUCCGGCUGGACAGAAACUACGCGUGUGUUUUCGGUGGUAGGAGGAGCCCUGAAUGUUGUACGAGUGACGUUUGGCUCUAUGAUGUGCGAAGGAAUACCUGGUGCGCGGCGGAGUGGCGGAGUAAUGGUGAGAAAACUCGUGAGGAUGGGCGUGGGGAUGAGCGCGGUGAUGGUGAGGACAGCUUCCGUCCGUGCGGUAGAUACCGACACGCGUGUGUAUUCGUCCGGAGGUACCGCAAGAAGCAGAAGGAGGUUUAUCUCUUCUAUGUGCACGGAGGCGUUACGGAGAAGAAUGAAGUACUGAAUGAUCUGUGGGAGGGGAAGCUAACCGUUCAGGGGGAUAUGUCCAUGAGGGCAACUCCCCUCAUCAAAUGGGAGAGGAAGCAUCGCUUAGAAGAGGCCAAACAAGAGGGGGAAUCCCCAUCCCCAUUUGUAAAGAACCACACCAUGGUGUAUAAUAAAAGGAGGAACUUGAUUCACAUCGUCGGGGGGUGUUCCUCUUCCUGUGCUGAGGGUGCACCCUCGAGUCACCCCCGUGAGGAAGAUUAUAUGGAUCACCUACACACGUAUGACCUGAAGAGGGACUGCUUUUUUUACCUUCGCUGUGGAACCAGUGGGGAGGAUGGCCAAGCGAGCUUCCCAUUGAAUCGAUUCUCGCACGGGACAUGCGCGUGGGGGCACAACGAUUUUGUCCUUAUGGGAGGCCUCAACAUGCAUCGGACGCUGAACGAUGUGUGGCUCUUUCGAAUGAAGGAGAGGAAGUGGUACCGGCUGGGUGUGUUCCCCUUCCAUAGUAUGUACGUGAGGGCGAAGAUUGUCAAUGAGGGAGACUACCUGUACGUGGUCGGAGGCGGAUGCACCGUCUUUACCUUCGGAAGCUUCUUCGACGUGCCCGUUGUUGCGAAUUGUAGGAAGGUGUUGGUGGAAAAGGGGGUAGAGAAGGGGCUAGAAACGGGGGUGUAUAAGGGGAUGGAAAAGCCAGUGUGCCAAUGGGAAAACAGAGCCAUAGAAAACCCGGCAGACACACGGGUAGAAAAUGGGGCAAAGAACCAGGGAGACAACCUGCUUGACGAAGAAGCCGGAGGGGCGCCUGACUUGGCGAAAUCGUAUCUUUACCUCGAGAAGAGUGAAAAGAGGCCACAAAGAAAAUCGCACAGGAGUGUCCGCCACAGCCGAAUGGCGACCUCCCCAGGGAAGAAGCCACCAGGGGAGCUGCUCUACCUAAUUGCAAAGAACCGAACCUACGUGAAGGAGGUGAAAACCGCUUUGGAGCAGAUAGGGGCUUUCGAUAAGGGUCGAAAAAUUGAGGUGUACAAAGAAGGUACAAGUGGCGGGAACGAUCAAGACUCCUUUUUCGUACCAGUUUUGGCAAAAAUAGAGACACUAAAAAAUUAUGAACAGGUCAGGCGAUUUUUUCCAUUUGAGAAGAUACAGUUUACAAAGGAGGGGCAAAUUUUCUACAUACAUAGGAGUCCCCAGGGAGGGGAGGAAAAAACAAACUUGAAGCGAUGUCUGACAAAUCUGUUUUACAAUUUUGCUAAUGAGAAGGUGAAGAAGUACUUGAGCGAGUCUGAGAGGAAGCUCAUCGUCAGGGCCAGUGGCAAGUAUGAAGUUGUGGGGGGUAUUGUAAUUUUCCACUAUAAGCAUUUGGGGUCGAUUCUCCGGCUGUACCGCACGUGUGUUUGGGGAAGUGCAUCGAAGUGCACGGAGAUGCAGACGGGGAGGUAUGCCCGCCUGAGGGCCCUGCUGAGGAAGUGCAAACAUAGGGAGCUCAUCUCAUCUGUGGACGCGCUUUGGCUGGACGUGAGAGACGCAUUCAACCGGUUUCGAUUCCGGGGCGGCCACCGAGGGAGGGUGGCCAGGAGGCAGCCAAGACUGCGCCUGAGGUACAUUGGAACGUUUCUUAAAUUUUCGAGCCUGGCGAGGAGGCGCACCGUGUUGCGCGGCCUGUCGGUUUCAGCUCGGUGGGGCAGGAAAUCCCCCCUUGGGGGGAGAGAGAAAUCCCAUUGUAGUAGGGAAAAAAAAGCGGGUCUUCUUAACCACCCCUGGUGCUCCCCUCCAUACAGAGGACGGCGAGCAGUAAAGUUGUACCAGCUAGCCAAAAUGAAGAAGCAAUUGAAAGAGCUGCAUUACAGCAAAUACGGGAUAAGGACCAACCCACGAGGAAAAAGAAUCAAAGCAAUCGCUGUUUACGAACAAAUAGAAGGAGUGAAGAGAAAAAAUAAAAUCCACUUAGUGCUCGGAAGGAACACCAAAACGGUACACAUAGAAAAUAACGUUGUGUAUAAGUUGGACUUACAAAAAUGCAUGUUCUGCUCUGGAAAUGGGACGGAAAAGGAAAGGAUAAAAAAUCUCUAUUUAGAUCCAUCCAACAUGGUGGUAAGCAAGGAAAACGUUGUCGAUUUGUUCUGUGGUGCUGGGUACUUCACUCUUCCUCUGCUAAAGUUUGUUGGCGAGGGGAAGAUAAAGGAGUAUUACGCGUGUGACAUUAAUGGUGAUUCUUUGAGGUUAUUGAGGGAUGCAGUAAAGAUGAAUGGCAUUGAGACAACCCAAUUGCACAUCUUAAGACAGAACUCGUUUGUCGUGACGAAGAAUGCGCAGCUCGUUCGGAGAUGUCAUCGUGUUUUUCUCGGCUUGUUGCCGCACAGCGUAGAAGCCUGGUGUAACGCAUUUCAACUUCUAGACGAUAACGUGGGGGGUACACUCCACAUACACGGCGUUGGAGAAAACGUUUUCGAAGAGCAGUUCUUCUCGCGAGUCUCUACAUAUGAUUACGUGAGCAGUGUGAAGGGGGUUAGCCAGACUGCUGUCACAGAUUUGUCCUUGACUGAGUUGGUUCGACGUGGGCUCCACGUGGCGGACAAGCUGCAAAGUGAAGCAUUCCCCUCCAUUGGGAAGUCGUGUCCCCGCGGUGAGGUGGUAACCUCGGGUGAUGGAGACAAAUUCGGGAAGAAGGCCAAGAGCCCCUACAGAGGCAACAAGGUCCCCGAAAGUCUCCACUUCGCUCAGUUCGUACUGCUGGAGAUUUUUAAGCUGACCCUGAAGGAUUACCUGGAGCACAAGACGAAUUGGGUCAUCUCCAUACUGCACGUGGAGCGCGUUAAGUCCUACGCGCCGCGUGUUUAUCACUACGUGGUGGACGUGCGCUGCAUGCCGCAGGGGCGCGGCGGUGGAGAGGUGUAG